AUGGACGCCGUCGGACGCUUCUUCUCGUCCCCCCGCUUCGCCGUCGCCGGAGCCAGUAAUGACGCACAUAAGUUUGGCUUCAAGAUUUUGGCCUGGUAUCAUCAGCACUCUCUACCGGUGACUCCUCUGAAUCCUAGAACGCCUGAGAUCCAGCUGUCGUCUGCACAUUCCUACGAUACGGUCGCAUCGCCUCGACUCCUCGCCUCCCCCUCCCAGACGUCACUAUCAGUGGUGACUCCUCCCGCAGUCACCCUUCCUCUUCUCCAGGAGGCUCAUUCUGUGGGAGUUCCUGCCGUCUGGUUGCAACCAGGGACCUUUGACGAUGCGGUGCUAGACUAUGCGCGGUCGCACUUCGAAGCGGUAAUCGCCGGGGAUGGAGGCAGCGGGUCAGAGGGUUGGUGCGUAAUGCCGACCUCCUCUUCUUCUUUCCUCCUCGAUUCCCCCAUCCCUCCUCAUCUCGAUCUUGUCGGCGCUCCCUCUCGUCUCUUCCAGGUCCCUCCCACCCCGUCAGCCUCGUCGGCUUUGUACCGCUCGAUCUCCAUCUCUCAGCAUCGCAAGAGGUCCUACCCAGAGCCGGAGUAUAAUAGAUUUAGGCUCAUCCACACCCUCCAUCGCUCUCCUGAUGACCUCUUCUCCUCCGACCUAGAUGACCGGGAGGAUGACCGUCACGAAGACAUCGACUAUCUCCGUCCCAGUCGCUAUCGAGAGCUUCCGCAUCCGUCUCUCGAUGCGAGUCUGACAGACUCUGGCGGAGAACCCGAUGCCAUCCGUCGCAAGCGCUGUCGUCGGGAAGAUCCUUCCCUCGUGGUCGCUGCCUCCCCAUUAUCCGGCGUGGAUGAGAAGGUUCCCGCGGACCAGAGGCUGACGGCAGCUGGGCCUCUGCGAUGGAGUCGUGCCGUGCUCAACGUUGUCGGGAAAGUCUGGGAUUUCUGCUGGUCGGGUCCCUUCCGCGGUUUCUACGCUGGUGGAGGACGAGGCUACUCUCUCGACCCUCCUCAACCUCCUCCAGACCCCUAUCACCAGUCACCGCAAACUCGUCGAGGGUCAUCGCCAUCGACAUUCCAUCCCUCUGCGGAGAAGGAGGCGGUAUCUGUGCCAGGGGAAUACCCUCGCGAUGAGGAGGAAGAUCUUCACACAAGCUGGGUUGUGGUGUCGCCCCGCGAGGGGGCGACUACCGCCUCCAGCCCCUGCGGUCGCCCUCGAGCGCGACGAAGCGCCGGCCCUCGAGGCCGAGUUGUGCAUCGUCGAACCCCUUCCAAGCGAGCGCUCGUGCCACAUUCUCCGUCGACCUUCUCGUCGCCCGCCAAGCCACAAGAGAGUCCUGUAUCGGCAGAAACACAACGCUACCUCGCGCAGAAACGGCGCAUGGAACGUGAAGAGGAUGCUAGCCUCCGACGGUUGAAUCGACAGCUUCAAGCCAUGAUCCAAGAGGGGAAGCAAGCGCUUGGAACGCGCGUGGAGGUAGAUGAUGUCGACAUGGAAGACUGA
Molecule: messenger RNA, 1488 nt
Organism: Aspergillus ochraceoroseus IBT 24754
Lineage: Eukaryota; Fungi; Ascomycota; Eurotiomycetes; Eurotiales; Aspergillaceae
Product: CoA-binding protein
Exons: 3
Coding region: 1-1488 (495 amino acids)
Source: RefSeq, a predicted model, not a curated record